Molecule: messenger RNA, 2529 nt
Organism: Mesocestoides corti
Lineage: Eukaryota; Metazoa; Platyhelminthes; Cestoda; Cyclophyllidea; Mesocestoididae
Source: the annotation of a GenBank genome assembly
AUGCUCCAGCUGCAGCACAAGCAACAAAUUUUGAUCGCACCACGACCGACCGUCAGUCCAUUGACGUCUGCUUCCUCACUGUCUAAGGAAAUUAAUCAAUUGAAGAUGACGCAGCACGAGGUGGAGGAGGAGGAGGAUUUGGUAAUCGUGGAACCGACAGAUCCGGAUGAGGAUCGGAUGCGUGAAGCCGCUCUUCAGGCUCAACAGGAAGUUACACUCGUUCAAGCCACAUCGCCUCCUAAGUCCACUGCGGAGGUGGAUGCUAGUAAAAGUGGUUUUACGAAUAGCCCCGUUUUAUUCAGUCAAAUUCUGCAAGCCCUGAGUGCUAAGUCGAACAAACAGGCCACUGAAAACCCACAGCAGGCUCCCCGAUUCCUGGUUGCUUCAUCGAACAACGUUCUGACCAUUCAAACUCCUGUUAAAACCACUGCGGGAGCAGUUCAAACCCAGGCCUCUUCUUUCAUGGUCCAGCCCUUGAGUGGCGUGGAGGCUGCAAAACUCCUGAACCUCUCCACGGCCCCGCAGUUGAAUUCAACGCCAACUCCCCUUGUCACUGCCUCGCCACCAGUCCAAAAUCCAGGGAUUCAAAGCCUCCUCACAACUAAUCCACUUCUCUCCGGAGUACUGGUAAAUUGCGCCACGGCAAACCUUGUGUCCCAACUCUCAAGUUCCGUCUCUGCUUCCAUGUUCUCCUUUGCUCAGACCGUGGCUAUGGACAAGGCUGCCAACGUUGACGGACAGAUCGCAGAAAUCACACAGAUGCUCUCUGUUCUCAUCAAUUUGGCAUCGUCUCUGUCAAAUUCCCUCCCAGGUCUAGCCAAUCUCAAGCCCCCCGGGAACACGACUACUAACUCCACUGUGCCCCAGACUAAUCCCAUUUUGACCAGUCUCAUAGCUCCUCCCCAGCCUGUUGUUAAUCUAGCCUCAAAUCCUACAAUGGUCUCCUUUGCCGACCUCAAGUCUGUGACUUCAACAAACGCUCCCCCUCCACCCAAUGUGGUCUGUCCUCAGCCCUGUCCCCCAAUUCAGUUAAAACCGGAACCAACUGUGAGCUCAACUGCACCACCUGCUUCUUCCUCCGUCCCAGCAGCCAACGGCACCCUGGCUGCUCCCGUUGCCGGGCUCAGAACCAAGUCGGGAGCGGUCCUGGCUUCGGUUAAGUCAUCUGGUCGUGCGAAACCCUUCAUAUGUCCGCACUCCGGCUGCACACGUGCUUUUUCCUCCAGAUUUAACCUUGUCGAACACAUCCGCAUCCACACCGGCGAGAGGCCCUUCGUCUGCCCUGAACCCGGCUGCAAGUCGAGAUUCAAGCGACGUCGCGACCUGUACGAGCACGCGACUACUCACAAAGCGCGAUUGAAUUCUGAGGCAGCUAGACGGGGUCCGCUUCUAACCGCCCUGCUCACAUCCAAGGACAAACAAGGUGGCAGCAGCGGGGACCACUUGGGACAUAAAAGGCGCCGACACUUUUGUCCCUUUCCAAAUUGCCCACGUUCCUACGCACGCAGGCAUCGUCUCAAUCAGCAUAUGUGCGCGCACACAGGCAUGGGACCGUAUUACUGUGAUCAACCGAAUUGUUCAGUGCGGUACUUUUGUGCCGGUGAUCUGGAACGCCACAAACUCGUGCACCUUGUUCCCACGAGUGGAGAUCCUGUAAAGAAGCACCUCUGUCCCUCGCCCGAUUGUGGGAAGGCCUACUCUAAGUUGAAUAAGCUCCGAGAGCACGUCCGUUCGCAUACCGGAGAGCGGCCGUACGUUUGUGAUCGGGAAGGCUGCAACGCUUCGUUUAUUCGCUUGUACGGACUAAAGCGGCACCAGCUCACCCACUUAGUUGCUCUGCGAGAAGCAAUGUCUGAUCCGCCGAAACCCGCUGAACCCAGUAAUCCCCAGCCGCCGUCUACUUCAGCUCCCUCCCCUGCAACAUGUCUCGUCACCACCAUCCCUGUCACCAGCACCUUAACGGCCAUUUUCCCUCCAUCAGCGACACUCAUCCCCAGAGUUGGACUGAACUCCCAACCGACAAUCCUCAAUUUCGUUCAGGCUCUGACAAACUCGGGUGUUCAACUGAAGCCGAUUGUUGCGGCCCAGCCUAAGGAGGAGUCCCUACCAGCCCCGUCGAAUUUAGUCAUCAAACCAGACCCCGAUUCCACCCCCGUCUCCACGGCCUCAAUCGUUACCACGGCUCCAAGUGUUACGAUAACAUCGAUCGCCUCCACUGCCACCUCCAAGCUUCCACUCGUGCAGAGGUCCAUUAAGGCUGCCGCCACGCCGUCUGCUUCAGCUUUGGCCGAAAAAGCCAUUGUUGUGUCCGGCCCGUUUGGGAAACGGCGACACAUCUGCCCGAUGCCAGGCUGCACGAAAAUCUUCCCCAAGUUAAACAAGCUGAGGGAGCAUAUUUGCCGGCACACCGGUGAGCGUCCGUACGCGUGCGAGGAGUGUCCCGCCACUUUUGUUCGCAUGUACGACCUACGACGACACGCGAUGAUCCACACUCGGAAGAAGACCGGCAUUCUGAACAAUGGAGUAUGA